AAACCCUCUCAACAGCCUCUCCAAUCCCCAGAAAAUACUUGGUUUCAAAUAAUUCGUAUUUCAAACUGUCUAAGGACACAUAAAGCUAUAAAGAUGCGCAAAAGGAAAACAAAACGCACCGGCAACCGUGAAUCAGGUCAAUUCACCUCUCGAGAAGAAUUCGAACAGCAUCUGGAACGCGUUAAAGAUGGAGACUUAACCUCCAUGGACAACUUGAUGGCUGAUUGGCCCACCAAACCCGAAUGGAGGGUCGAGAUGAUGGCCACUUUCCUCACUCACCUCGACACCCCCAAGCCUCGCGGGAAUCCAGUUAACCCCCUGGAAAUUUCCUCAUGGAUACUCCUGCGCAGGGUAGCUACCUCCCUUGACGGGGUAUGUCACGCGGUCAGUCUCAAUGACCCCAAACUGCUGGAUCUCAUCGUCGACAACAUCGACGGUAUUCUCUCGUGGCACGAGCACAUGUUGUCUGGUUCUCAGUCGAAGGAACAGCCAUUUGUGAAGACGGUCAAGUACCUCCUAAACAGCGACGAAAAACUCUUGAACGCGAUUCUCUCCUCUCCUUGGAUCGGUCCGUGUCUCGUCUCUCUGGUUUUGCGGCAGGCUCCGAAUGGACCCCACGAUGAUCUGGAAACAGUGGACAACCGACUGUUGAUUGUUGGGCUCCUCUACAACACGCUUAUUCAUAAGCUGUAUCGCCGGGCGAUUCUUGAUCACUUUGCCAGUCAGCCCAAGGCUCAAAUGAAUCUCUUCAUCAAGAACAUCGUGGCCUACCUCGACGAUCUCAAGGCCUAUUCACGUCUGGCGCCGUCCCCCAAGGAUCAGGAUAUCCUUCGGUCCACUAUGCACAUCCAGAAAGUCAUCGACGUUCUCUCCUGGGACUCGAGGAUCCGUCCAUACCUCGUCAAAGAAGACUACAUCAUUCAAUUCUUCAUGUUUCUUCAAGCCAUCCGAUCCAAGGUCCUCUCCGUUAUCCGCUUCGUCCCGAUGGUCAAGUGGUGGCUGUGGAACGGAAUCAACCUGCAAAGCAUAUGCGACUGGCUGAACCACGACCCACGCACGGCGCCGAUGGUCCUCUGCGAACUCGUCGAGCUGGGAUUCAUCACCACCAUGUUCGACGACUUGUCUCGAGCGAGGAGGGAGGACGAGGCAAAGUUGUUGUUCAACUCUCUCCAGGUUGUCGCUGGGCAUCUGAGGUCGGAUAGGGUGUUGGCAGCGGUUGAUGAGAAGUGGAAGGCGCUGCCGAAGGAUGUGUUGCAGAGGUUGAGGGCUCCUGGGCAUCAUGGCGCGAAGAUAUUUGAACAGUUCCACGUCUUCAUCACGCUGAACAAGAGGACUCUUGGGAAGAUCGAGGAGAACCGUCUCGUGGGCGAGGUCGACGAUUGGAUACCUCCCAACUACUGCCACAACAUCCCUGGUCCCCACGUCGAGGAGCUGAACGACCACAACGAGAUGUUCGCCUGUGCCCGAUGUCACUCCGUCGUCUACUGCUGCAAGGACUGUCAGACAGACGACUGGGAGGCUCUACACAAGUACGAAUGCUCAAUGCUCAAGCAGACGCGACGAGCACUUAAACAAGAAGACCGCUGGGUCCCAUGGAAACACCGAUUCAGGUCUUUGGACGGAAUCGCGAAUUUCAUGGACGGAUUCUUCAAAUCCGGCCAACUCGAUGCUCUGAACACGAUGUUCGCCCAACAACGUCCGGACUACGCAACCCUCGAUAAGCGAAGACUCAUCACUGUGCACUGGAAAAUGUCAAUGCAGAAAGAAAGGAAGAAGUCGAACGAAGUGGUGACGUUCGAUGAGUAUAGGGAGAGAGCGAAAGCGUGGGUUCCGUGGUCCCCGAAACGCUUCGACGCGCUGGUGAAGAGGGUCGAGGAGAGCGAGGGUACGAGGAAGUUGUGCGCUUUCGUGUUCCCCUUUGGACAUUCGAGGCUGCACGUGUUGUUCCUUUAUGAUGCGUCAGAUGAGAUUGAUUCGAGGGAGGAGUCGAGAAUGACUCAUGGGAUGAUGCAGCUCGAAUAUAGCUCUGGAGAAUUCACUGAAUACAGCUGCGAGAGCUCCUGCUGUCGUUGACCGUCGAACAAAUCCUUCGUAACUCCACAUUAUCUAUAUCAGACGUGACUCCGCGUCGAGCUCUUGGAUUGUCAUUUCUAACUUGGUAUAAUUAGAACACCAUUUCACUCGG
Messenger RNA from Coprinopsis cinerea okayama7#130, 2185 nucleotides. RefSeq lists its product as hypothetical. The transcript is spliced from 5 exons. The record is from RefSeq and is a predicted model, not a curated record. NCBI's taxonomy places the organism in Eukaryota, Fungi, Basidiomycota, Agaricomycetes, Agaricales, Psathyrellaceae. Bases 94 to 2073 code for a protein of 659 amino acids.